Messenger RNA from Penicillium maclennaniae, 591 nucleotides. It is a transcript of the gene ura6, whose product is annotated as uridylate kinase ura6. The transcript has 2 exons. Gene Ontology annotation, cellular component: nucleus; cytoplasm. NCBI's taxonomy places the organism in Eukaryota, Fungi, Ascomycota, Eurotiomycetes, Eurotiales, Aspergillaceae. The record is from RefSeq and is a predicted model, not a curated record. Gene Ontology annotation, molecular function: UMP kinase activity; ATP binding. The coding region runs from base 1 to 591 and encodes 196 amino acids. Gene Ontology annotation, biological process: CDP biosynthetic process; UDP biosynthetic process.
AUGGCUACCGAAACCCCCCGCUUCUCCACAAACGACGUGACAGUCGUCUUCUUCCUUGGCGGUCCCGGCUCAGGCAAGGGCACUCAAUCUGCCAACCUGGUCCGCGACUACGCCUUCGUCCAUCUCUCCGCAGGCGACCUCCUCCGCGCUGAGCAAAUCCGUGAAGGAUCUCAGUACGGCAAGAUGAUCAAGGAGUACAUCACAGAAGGCAAGAUCGUGCCCAUGGAACCCUCCCCGGCGGGUACCAAGGCGCGAUUCCUGAUCGAUGGAUUCCCGCGCAAGCUGGAUCAGGCUGUCUUCUUUGAGUCGACUGUUUGUGUAUCUGAGUUGGUGCUGUUCUUGGAUUGUCCUGAGGAGGUUAUGGAGAAGCGGUUGUUGAAGCGUGGGGAGACUAGUGGGCGGGAUGAUGAUAACGCUGAGUCGAUUCGCAAGCGCUUCAGGACUUUCGUGGAGACUUCUAUGCCUGUGGUUGAUGACUUUGAGAAGAAGGGCAAGGUUGUCAAGAUUCAGGCUACUGGGUCUGUGGAGCAUGUCUUUGCGCAGGUGAAGACUGGUAUCGAGGCUCGUGGUAUUCUUCCUGUGAAGGCUUAG